UCACCGCACGGUUUCCCGCGAUUAUUUACCGGAAGUCCUAAAUUUUCGACAACCACAAGUUGACAAACAAACAUAUUGCCUGCUACAGCCUACAGCCUGAAGAUAAAAAGAUAUUCUAUAGAGAUGGUGAAGACUUCUAAUACGCACAUAUUUCUACAGGAUGAUGCUAACAAGUUACUACAUAACAAAUUCAUUGUUAUCAUCGGGGAUUCAAUCCAGAGAGGUAUUUAUAAGGACCUGGUUUUAUUGCUACAGAAAAACAAGUACUUGAGGGAAACUGACUUAAGGAAGAAGGGAGAAUUUUCCUUCAUUGGUGACCAAUUAAUUGAGGGUGGACAGAAAGGUGUAAUGACAAAUGGGAAGAACUACAGAGAGAUCAGACAAUACCAGACAGAUUAUAACCUGAUCAGAUUCUACUUUGUCACACGUUGUUACAACACCUAUAUUGAAUCCAUUCUUUCAGAUCUGUCUGAAGACCCAAAACCUGAUGUUGUCAUUAUGAACUCUUGUCUGUGGGAUAUCACAAGAUAUGGUAAAGCAAGUGUUGAAAUGUACAAGGAAAACUUAGAUAAACUAUAUCAGAGAUUCAAAGAAUGUCUUCCAGAAGAAUGUUUAGUAUUAUGGAAUGCUACUUUACCUAUAAGUAAAGAUGCUAGAGGAGGCUUCAUUAUUCCAGAGAUUGAAUUUAUGAACUCGACAUUAAGACUGGACAUUUUAGAGGCUAAUUUUUAUGCUCGACAGAUAAUAUCUUCUAAUGGAUAUGACUUUUUAGAUCUUCAUUACUAUCUCCGUGGUCAGCUUCAACGCAGAGUUGGGGACGGUAUCCACUGGGACAUGACAGCUCAUCGUAGAAUCACAAAUCUCAUCCUGACUCAUUUAGCAGAUGCAUGGGGAGAGAAUGCACCAGAAUCCGUUAAAAGAAUGUUACCUCUGUUACCCCCUCCUGUAAACAGAUUCAACCAUUCCAUGGGAGAUAAUCUCAGCAGACGGCCACCUGUUGCUGCUGUCUCCCCAAUAAACUUUGGUGUAUCGAGGACAUUGAUCAAUGAGAGUUGUAGACAGAGACCUAUUAGGGACUUUAAUAUUACUAGAUCUGUCAUAAACAACAACAAUACCUCAGGUUACCAAUGGCAACCAUAUGCAAAUGAUGACUUUCAUCCAACAAAUGGUAUGAACAGGAACCGAUCACGAUUACGAGAUCAACCAUACCACACUCCAUUUGAAUGUUUUCAACAACCUUUCAUGUUUAACCGUUAAGCUUGAAAGUUGUCAAGAUACAUGUUGUGUGUGUCAGUGUCUAAACUAAUGAUUAUUUGUUAAUGUUGUUAGUUUGAUUGAGUAUGUUGUAUAUAGUGCUUGUGUUUUGGGAUAAGAAUAUUUAGUGCUGUGUAAAACUUUCUCUUAUUAAAAAAAAAACCUUAAAAAUUUAAGACUCCAGAUCCAGAUUAAGUGAAAUCUUUUUGAAAUAACAUCAAUACAAACGAAAACAAUUAUAGUUCUUAAUUAACAGCCCUUUAAACCCACAAUAUACAGUGCUCAUAUUUAGAUAUAGACUGUAGAUAGUAGAUUUAGAUUCUAAAAUGAUGAGUGACAAAUUUCUAUUAGAUUUCUAAAGAUAAGUAGAAGUUAGAAAUCAAUGUUGUUUCUAAAUAUAUAUUUGUAUACCCAACAUUCUCAAUCAUCUAUUUAAUUUGAGCAUGUUUUCAUCAUGUUUUUUACUUCCGUCAAGUGUUGUUAUAAAUGCUUUCAUUGAAAGCAUCCCUUGCAAAUGAUGUUUUCAUUGGUAUUGAAAAUAUAACAGAUCCUACUUGAUAUGCAUUAUUAAUUUGAAUUGAGUGUUCUGAUAUAAACCAUUGCUCUAUUUUUUUAACCAUUGCUCUCUAUUUUUUUUUAUCCAAUACAAUAUGUUACUGUUUUCCUGUUUUAUUUUUAUACAUACUUUAUGUAAGUUUAAUUUUUGUAUAAAAUUUCAAAAUUAUUAUGGAAAUUUCGAUUUUGACAAAAAUAUAAUAUAGGUUUUUUAUCCAAAUGUGUUGAUACAUUACCUUGAAAAGGAGCUAAUUUUAUGAUGGUGCUAUCAUUUAUCCAUUUUUAACAUGUUUAACAUAUAUAUUUAAAGAAUCAAGAAGCAAAAUUGUGUAAUUGAAGUUGUUGUUUUUAUUUUUAUGUAAAUUACAAACAAGAUUAAAUUAUCAGAUACUAAAUACACCUUUUUUUGAAUGAAAAAAUUAAGUCAUGUGACAUCAGAACAUUUUUAAAGAAUUUCAGUGUCCUUGGACUUAUUUGGAAAACGCUAAAAACAUCAAAACAUUGCAUUUACAGAAACAUGUAUAAUAAUUCUUUUCUAUUGUGUGGAAUGUUUUAGCAAAUUAUAUUUUCAUUAAGUUUUUCUGAUGAUUUUCACUUGUAAAACUUCGGGGUCAACCAUUUUCCAAAGUGUACAAAUUAUACACUUUUUCAGACCCACCACCCUUUUCAGAUUUUAAGAUUAAUCAUUCUUCUAAAGUCUAUUAAAGUUGAUACAGAAAUUUGCAUUGAAAAUAACAUGAAUUACAUCUGACUAUUUACUUGAUGACAUCAAUGUGUGAACCCUGUGAAAAUGAAAAAAAUUGAAAAAAGAAAAAAAAAGCGUACUGUAAAAAUGUUGAUUUUUUACCCCUCUCCCUUUAAGUGUGUUUUGUACACUUCGAAAAUGGUUGACAAUUAUUGAUGACCCCUUACUUGAAAUUCAUUUGUAACAGUAAAGGUAAGUAAGUGGCCAGUUUGAUCAUUUGUUGUUCACUUCUUAUUAUGUUAUAGUUACAAUUGUACAUAUAUUUGUUUUCUUAUAUAAAGCUAACUAAAGUUA
This is a messenger RNA of Mytilus trossulus (common blue mussel), 2848 nucleotides long. RefSeq names its product PC-esterase domain-containing protein 1A-like. The transcript is spliced from 5 exons. Bases 124 to 1257 code for a protein of 377 amino acids. Lineage: Eukaryota; Metazoa; Mollusca; Bivalvia; Mytilida; Mytilidae. The record is from RefSeq and is a predicted model, not a curated record.